Messenger RNA from Durio zibethinus, 2519 nucleotides. Its product is annotated as formin-like protein 8. Gene Ontology annotation, biological process: actin cytoskeleton organization; actin nucleation. The record is from RefSeq and is a predicted model, not a curated record. Gene Ontology annotation, molecular function: actin filament binding. NCBI's taxonomy places the organism in Eukaryota, Viridiplantae, Streptophyta, Magnoliopsida, Malvales, Malvaceae.
CAAAGAAAAAAAAUCAGAAGAGGAAGUUUACUUUCGCUUCUUUUCGACCUUCAGCAGCUUGAUCUCUGGUUUUCCCUCAGAAUAUCAUGGUUCAGCCAUGCCUUUUUCCAUGUGCUCUAUUCUUCUUCUUGUUUUCCUCCUGCUGUGUUGUUGCUCUAUCUUCUUCCAGGCAUCAACUUUUUUCACACUUCACCAGAGUUCAGUUUAUAUCUGAACCUUCACCUCCUCCCAUCUCUUUAGUUCAAAGCCUGGCAAUGCCAUCGGUUCCACCAUCAUCAUCAGCAUCCUCAAAAGGGAAAGUUAUGAAGGCUAUUGUUGCCUCAGCUGCAACUACUCUAGUUAUUGCUUUGAUUGUAUUCUUCUUCUUCUUUUUCAGAAAGAUUGCAAGAUGCUGCCGGAGAGGUAAGUAUGAGUCAAGCUUUCGUCGAGAAGCUGUGGUGAUUCCAGAUGAGUUCAAGAAGUAUGGUGGAAAAGUGAAAGGAUUGAUCAUUGAUGAAAACGGGACAGAUGUUGUUUAUAUGACAAAACAAGAUGAUCGACGACUAAAGAGUGACUUUCCAAAGGUCAUGUUUAAUCCUAGCUAUGAAGAAAAUGAAGAAGAAAAGGGGAUAAAUACUACAGUAGGGAGAUCAAAAAAAUCAAAAUCUCAGGAGGAUUUUGAGUUCCUCGAUGUGCCAUCUGAUGUGAUUGGUGAUCAAAAGGAAGAAAAGCCUACUUUCCAGACUCCAACUCUGCUGCCUCCAGUUUCAACAACACUGCCACAUGCACUUGAUCAAUAUCCACGAGUACCAGCUCCUGCAAUUAAUUCAAUGAAGCAAACAACACCUCCUCCUCCUCCUCCUCCACCACCACCACCACCUUCAAUAAAGAAAGCUCCUUCUCCUCCACCACCAAGACGACCACCACCAUUACCUCCCCCUUCUCCAUUGCUAACGCCACCAGCACCACCAAACCUGGUCAAAACAAAUUCUGCAGCCCCACCUCCACCACCGAAAACAGGGAUUUCUGUUCCAUUACUAAAACCCCCAACAGCGUCAAGAGGCACAGCAAACAACAGAAACAGAGCAAGCACAUCGCCAGAGAACUGGAAAGGGGCUGGCUUUGGCCAGCUGAAGCUGAGGCCUCUUCACUGGGAUAAGGUUAUAGCUGAUUCUGACCAUUCCAUGGUUUGGGAUCAGAUCAAAGAUGGAUCUCUAAGAUUUGAUGAUGAGCUAAUAGAAAAUUUAUUCGGAUACACUACUGCCAACCGCAAAUCACCAGACAGUAAUAGCAUAUCAUCAACUUCAGGUAGUUCCAGCAACACCCCUGCAGCUCAGAUUUUCAUCCUUGAACCCCGGAAGUCACAAAACACUGCAAUAGUGUUAAAAUCUCUUGCAAUAUCUCGGAAGGAAAUUAUUGGUGCCCUGCACGAAGGCCAGGGACUUAGUGUUGAGACCCUCGAGAAACUAACCAAGAUUGCUCCAACCCGAGAAGAAGCAGCUAAAAUCCUCCAAUUCAACGGCCACCCUAUGAGACUUGCAGAUGCUGAAUCAUUCCUUUAUUAUGUCCUGAAAGCUGUUCCUUCAGCAUUUAUACGUAUCAAUGCAAUGCUUUUCAGAUCAAAUUAUGAUUCAGAAUUUCUGAACCUUAAGGAAUCCCUGCAAACACUUGAGUUGGCAUGUAAGGAGCUAAGAAACCGAGGACUAUUCUUAAAACUCCUGGAGGCCAUCCUGAAAGCCGGUAACAGGAUGAAUGCUGGAACCGCGAGAGGCAAUGCAAUGGGUUUCAACCUUACUGCCCUUCAGAAACUUUCUGAUGUCAAAAGCACUGAUGGAAAGACAACGCUUCUUCACUUUGUUGUGGAACAAGUUGCUCGGUCAGAGGGUAGGCGACAUGUGAUCGACAGGAACCACAGCCAGGGAAGAUCAAACAGUGGCAGAAACAAUGGCGAUGUAAAUUCAGAUAACCUGAUGCCAGAAGAGAAAGACAGAGAACGUUUGAUGCUAGGUUUACCAGCAUUGGGAGCCUUGGGUUCUGAAUUUUCCAAUGUAAAGACAGCAGCUACCAUAGAAUACGAGAGUUUCAUCAAUCUGUGCUCCAACCUGACAAGCCGUGUUGCAGAAAACAAGCAACUGAUAACAUUCUGUGGUGACAGUGAGGAAACUGGUUUUGUAAUGGAAACGAAAGGGUUCUUGGAGGAGUGUGAGGAUGAGCUGAAGGUAGUAAGAGAGGAGCAAAUAAGGGUCAUGGAACUCGUGAAGAGGACAACGGAAUAUUACCAGGCAGGAGCAUCCAAAGAGAGAGGAGCAAAUCCAAUUCAACUCUUUGUUAUUGUUAAAGAUUUUCUUGACAUGGUUGAUCGAGUACGCGCAGACAUUACAAGAAAGCUGCAGCGUACGAAUGGGAUACACAGUGCAGGAUCAUCACCACCACCAUCACCACCUAGGAGGAAUCCUCUUGAAUUAAUAAAUUUCCGAUCACAAUUCAUGUCAUCAGACAUGUCUAGGACAACUUCUAGUGAAUCAGAUGAUGAUUUCUAG